Molecule: messenger RNA, 849 nt
Organism: Populus nigra (black poplar)
Lineage: Eukaryota; Viridiplantae; Streptophyta; Magnoliopsida; Malpighiales; Salicaceae
Product: dynein light chain 1, cytoplasmic-like
Exons: 2
Coding region: 62-553 (163 amino acids)
Biological process (GO): microtubule-based process
Cellular component (GO): dynein complex
Molecular function (GO): dynein intermediate chain binding; dynein light intermediate chain binding
Source: RefSeq, a predicted model, not a curated record
CCAUAGCUCCACUCUCUGUCUUGGCUUCUUGUCUCUUUGUUAUUUUGUUUUGUUUUGGUUCAUGGACGGCAUGGCCUCUCGAAGAUAUAAAGAAGAGGAAGCUGGAUCGAAACAACAUUAUCCCGCCGUUCAAAUUAGUCAACAAGAGGCAACAGUAAUGACCCAAGAUAGGUCUCAGACUGAGGAAGUCAGGAUUAAGCUUGCUGCCAUCGCUUUAAGCUUAAAUGUAAGGUUAAGAUCUUCCGACAUGCCAGUCGACAUGCAAGAACGAGCCCUUCGCUAUGCAAGAUCGUUUCUCGACAAGUCACCAUCAUCAGCAGCUCCCAAAUCCCGCCCCAAUCUUACCCUCCUUGCUCGUGCCCUCAAAAAGGAAUUUGACUCGGCAUACGGGGUGGCAUGGCACUGCGUGGUAGGGAAGAGUUUUGGGUCCUUCGUGACUCACUCACCAGGUGGGUUCAUUUACUUCUCAAUCGACUCGCUGUUUAUUCUUCUCUUCAAAACAGAGGUGCAGCUGGUCACCGAAUUGGAACCUUCUUCUCAAUCAGUAGCCUAGAGUUAAUGUAGGUGUUGAGUUGAAAACUCUAGUUAUUUAGACUGGGCCCAUAAGGCUGAAAAAACUCCAACUAUUUAGGCCAUGCCCAGGCAGCUGGGAAUUAUUUUUGGGAUUUUUUUUUGUUUUUGUAUUAUCAAGUGGAAACCCAAAAAGGAGAUUUCAAGUACGAGUGAUCUUAUGCACAUACAAGAUACAUCCAUUGCAAUUUUUUGAAGCCUUCUAGGGUUCGACGAUGGUAAGCGGAAUUGCUCUAUUUAAGUUUUCUUUUUAAGUUGAAAUUAAAAAUUACGAAAUGA